This is a messenger RNA of Homo sapiens (human), 6234 nucleotides long. It is a transcript of the gene POU6F2, whose product is annotated as POU class 6 homeobox 2. Gene Ontology annotation, molecular function: DNA binding; DNA-binding transcription factor activity. Gene Ontology annotation, cellular component: nucleus. The transcript is spliced from 11 exons. The record is from RefSeq and is marked reviewed. Bases 244 to 2319 code for a protein of 691 amino acids. NCBI's taxonomy places the organism in Eukaryota, Metazoa, Chordata, Mammalia, Primates, Hominidae. Gene Ontology annotation, biological process: regulation of DNA-templated transcription; central nervous system development.
CCCUUGCUUUUGGUGAUGGUUGUGAGUGCAGAAGUUGAUUGACAGAUGCAUGCCAGAAACCCCCAUUCUCCUUUUCAAAGACAACAUAUGAUGGAUUGCUAUCUCUCAGCGCAGCAGGACACGGGGACCAUGCAAGCUGUAAUUGGUCAGGCAUGAACUCUCUUGGGUUGUGUUACCCUGUUUGCUGUUUACUGUCAAGAUGCUGAAAGAAUGUUCUUAUAAUGAUCCAAGAGGAAGUGGCAAAUGAGUGCUCUUCUUCAGGAUCCAAUGAUAGCUGGACAAGUCAGUAAGCCCUUGCUGUCAGUGCGGAGUGAAAUGAAUGCGGAGUUGAGAGGUGAGGACAAGGCUGCUACUUCAGACAGCGAGCUGAAUGAGCCCCUGCUUGCGCCUGUGGAAUCAAAUGACAGCGAGGACACUCCCAGCAAGCUCUUCGGGGCUAGAGGAAACCCAGCAUUAUCAGACCCAGGCACUCCUGACCAACACCAGGCCAGUCAGACCCACCCCCCAUUUCCAGUUGGGCCACAGCCACUUCUGACGGCACAGCAGUUAGCUUCUGCUGUGGCCGGCGUGAUGCCGGGAGGCCCCCCAGCCCUCAACCAGCCAAUCCUCAUUCCCUUCAACAUGGCGGGACAGCUAGGAGGCCAGCAAGGACUGGUUCUCACACUGCCAACAGCGAAUCUCACCAACAUCCAAGGGCUGGUGGCAGCAGCUGCAGCCGGAGGCAUUAUGACUCUGCCACUGCAAAAUCUACAAGCUACCUCAUCCCUGAACUCCCAGCUCCAGCAGCUCCAGCUCCAGCUCCAGCAGCAGCAGCAGCAGCAGCAGCAGCAGCCUCCCCCGUCAACCAACCAGCACCCGCAACCAGCCCCACAGGCGCCCUCGCAGUCCCAGCAGCAGCCGCUGCAGCCCACCCCACCCCAGCAGCCACCACCCGCCUCUCAGCAGCCGCCAGCUCCUACAUCUCAGCUGCAACAGGCGCCUCAGCCCCAGCAGCACCAACCCCACUCCCACUCCCAGAACCAGAACCAACCAUCUCCAACCCAGCAGAGCUCCAGCCCCCCGCAGAAACCUAGUCAGUCUCCAGGACAUGGCCUGCCUUCACCGCUCACGCCACCCAAUCCUCUACAGCUGGUUAAUAAUCCACUAGCAAGUCAGGCUGCAGCGGCUGCAGCAGCCAUGAGCUCCAUAGCAAGCUCACAGGCCUUUGGCAAUGCCCUCUCCAGUCUUCAGGGGGUCACAGGUCAACUAGUUACUAAUGCACAAGGACAGAUUAUCGGGACCAUUCCACUGAUGCCUAAUCCAGGGCCAUCGAGCCAAGCAGCAAGCGGCACUCAGGGCUUGCAAGUGCAGCCAAUCACCCCCCAGCUCCUCACAAACGCCCAGGGCCAGAUCAUCGCCACAGUCAUUGGGAACCAGAUCCUGCCCGUGAUCAACACCCAGGGCAUCACGCUGUCACCCAUCAAGCCCGGCCAGCAGCUCCACCAACCCUCCCAGACGUCAGUGGGUCAAGCAGCCUCCCAAGGCAACCUUCUGCACCUGGCUCACAGCCAAGCAUCCAUGUCUCAAAGUCCCGUCCGGCAGGCUUCCUCUUCUUCCUCCUCAUCCUCCUCUUCUUCAGCUUUGAGCGUGGGCCAGUUAGUCAGCAAUCCUCAAACGGCAGCGGGUGAGGUGGAUGGGGUUAAUCUGGAGGAGAUCCGAGAAUUUGCCAAAGCUUUUAAAAUCCGGCGCCUGUCCCUUGGCCUGACCCAGACUCAGGUGGGACAGGCUCUCAGUGCUACAGAGGGCCCCGCGUACAGCCAGUCGGCCAUCUGCAGACACACCAUCCUGAGAAGCCACUUUUUCCUACCACAGGAAGCCCAAGAGAACACUAUAGCUAGCAGUCUGACAGCCAAACUGAACCCUGGCCUUUUGUAUCCUGCCAGGUUUGAAAAGCUGGACAUCACCCCUAAAAGUGCCCAGAAGAUCAAGCCGGUGCUUGAGCGGUGGAUGGCUGAGGCUGAGGCCCGCCAUCGAGCAGGUAUGCAGAACCUGACCGAGUUUAUCGGGAGUGAACCAUCCAAAAAGCGCAAGCGGCGCACCUCCUUCACACCCCAGGCCCUUGAGAUCCUCAAUGCCCACUUUGAGAAGAACACACACCCUUCUGGGCAGGAAAUGACCGAAAUUGCUGAGAAGCUGAACUAUGACCGAGAAGUAGUUAGAGUUUGGUUCUGCAAUAAGAGGCAAGCCCUGAAGAACACAAUUAAACGCUUAAAACAGCACGAGCCGGCCACGGCAGUCCCUUUGGAGCCCUUAACAGACUCUCUGGAAGAAAACUCCUAAAGAGAUGCCCACCCAUAAUCAGAAGCAAAAUUCACAGAAACUAAACUCCACCCUUGGGACUCCACAACAACAACAACAACAAAAUUUAAUUUAAUUUAAAAAUAGCCCCAGUCGUCAUCACCCUUGUAAGUAAAUGACUAAGAAAACUACCAAGUGGACAGAAUGGUUUCUACAUGUCCGUUGGUUUUCCAAAAAGGAAAGAAGAAAAUUUUUAGAAAAUUUUUAAACAAGGAAUACACCACACUGAAGGUGUGUGUGGUAGGAUAGUUCCCUUCCCCCACCUGUCUCCCCCAAAGCCAGUUUUUUAAUGGACUUAAAGCAAACCAAAUAACCACGUACUUUUUUCUGUAUAUUAUGAAAAUGUGAACACAUUUUAAGGAAAAAGAAAAAAAAAAACUAAACCAAAAACCAACAACGAAGGAACAAAAACUUUGAUCUGUUCAAAGCGAAUACAAGCCUGCCACCUGGAGGAAGGACUGCACCCCUUCAGGUACUAAGUGCUGAUUCACUAUGAAACCUAUUAACCAAAGUCAGAAACAUGGCAUUGCAACGCGAUCGUUCGUCUACGCUUCUCCGCACGUAAAGUUGUGUUACGAAUUUUUACAUUUGUACUAACAGAACAAUAGGAAGCCUGAUUUCUCCCAUCUUUCCCAUCUACUGUCUCCACCCAUGGGGUGGGUACCAUUGUUGAAGCCAUUCUGUGAGGCUCACUAUUGGGUUUUUUUGUGGGGGUGGUAGGGAGGGUGGUCUUUUUUCUUUGUCUUUCUUUUUGACGGGAGGGCAUCCUGGAUCGUGUGCCAAAGCAUUUGUUGCUUUUUUCUCACUAUGACUUGUGGGUUUGAGAAAAGAAAAUGGAGCUCGCAUUUCUCUCUUUUCCUCCAUUUCUCCAUCUCCCUCGCGCGUGGCUCCUGGGGUCUGCUGGAAGGCCACAGAAGUGGGGAGAAGCAGUGUCUUUUCCACUCAGAUCCUAGUGAAAUGCAGGAGAGACUCCAAAAUAACUAGGGCUUUGCUCGAUGAACUGUCAACACUGGCAUAAGCUGUAAUUGUGCUCACUGUCCACACCAGAGCUUGGGAUUUUUCUCAGUCUGUUGGCCACGUACAUGGAGAGCUGACCAAAACUAAUUUUGUAAUAUAAACAUAAGCUGCACAUUUGGUUCAAUACUUACAUCUAUGUUAUGCUUCUGUGCAAAGCAAUUUCUCUCAGAAGUCUGAUAGCCAAAGAAAUGUCUCAAGAUUUCAGUCAAAUACACACAUGACAUGCACACACCCAUAAACACACACACAAAGAAACAGGCUAAAAAGAAAGUGAUAGCAACUGGAUCAUUAAAGGCCAUCGUGUAUCCUGUUAAUCUCAUCUUUUCUGCUACUUCUUUCAUUCCAAUAGCGAUGGCAGACUUUUUUCAGGGGGAAUAAUUACUCUUCGGGAUAUAUAAAUGGAGCAGAAAGGUGGCGGGCAAAUUUAAACAACUGGAAUUGGGGGCCAGGUUCUUCAGGGGAAAGGAAGUUUGAAGAAGCUUUCACCAAAAGAAAAAAAUAUAGAAGGGGCUUAUCUAACAAUCAGAAUAGCCUGCAAUAUGAGAACUAGAGGAUUAUUUCCUUUAAAAAAAAUAACUUAAAAGAUCUGUGGGCCACAAUAACCUAAUAAGCAAGGACAUGUUGGGAUGUGAGGACGGCUGUGCAGGUGAGCACUUGGCAGCUGCCACUGGUGUUUUCACCCAGGUACAGGCAGACGGUGUUCCAUUAAAGGAGCAGGCAAAAGAGAGCUGUCAAUUUGCUUGCUGUUGAAAUGUACAUAUUUAUGCAUAAUUUAUAAUCAUGCUAAUGUAUUAUCUAGAAGUAAGUUGUGAAAGAAAAAAGAGAAACCCAAUCUCAAGUUGCCCAACUGAUUAGAAAUGCCAUCUCCUUCCCCUAAUACACUCCCUCUCCCUGGGGAGUUUGAGUUUCUUCUGUUGGCUCCUUUGCUGUUUGUGUAAAUGCUACAGUAUAAUUGUCCCCUCCAAUGAUUCAUGCAGCAAUCAAGAGACUACCAGCAAGGAAACUCUAAAAGGAAUCCUGGAAGUGGAACAAGUCACUCGUAAAGGUGUUUCCAUUUUACCAGUCAAUGCUAACUGGACCACAGCUAACUUGAUCUUCAAUGCCAACAUCACAGAGCCCCUUUCGCCACCUCAAAAACUGCACAAACAUGGACAACCCAGAAACCCAAAACUUUAUUGAUUAAAACAGAUUUUGGAUUCUCCUAGGACCUGCUCCAAAUUCCAUCAAGAAAAGCUCCCUGCGAAGAGAAGUUAACAAGAUAACAUAUGAUGGAUGCUAAAUAUUUAAAUAUAUGCCGGCAGCGGUUACAUAAGGCCUGCUCAGUUCUGAGAUCUAUAAUUGGGAGGGUCUAACUAGGACAGGGAAAAUAUAAAAUAAAAGUAAUCUUCCAGAGUGGAACAAAAAAGAAAUAUAUUCAUCCGACAGUCGUAACACCAUUCAUGUGCAGUGAUUUUUUUAUAGUUUUAUAAUUUUGUAUUGUUUUAUAAAUUAUUUAUAAGGUGUUGUAAUGCUUCUUAUAUUAAUUUUUUACAGAUAAAUUUUUUGCUACAAGGCAUAAAAAGGUGCCUGAACCGAUUCUUAGGAAUAUAAAUUAUACUGUGUAACUCAUAAGUCUUUGGGACCACACCUAAUGCUUAAUUUUAUGAUGACAUUUCUCAUGUCUACUUGUAAACAACUUCAUAUGCCAAUGGCGUUUAAGUGUCUUUUAUGUUUCCAUGAACUGAAGGUUAAGGUUGCCACCCACAAAAAAUAAAAGCCACUUUGGGCAUAUGUGAUUGUAUUUCAAGCUUCAGUAUUUUUCUCACAUAAUUUUUAAUUAUUGUUAUCUGCAUUUUCAUUACUUCAUGAAAAAAUGACAGUGGAUAUUACAUUUUACACUUGUUUAUAGAUUUUCUUUCUUUUUCAACCAAGAAAAUAUUUUGAACAAUUGAAACUUUUAAUUGCAUUUGCAAGGUUUUGGCUUCUUUAUGUUGUCAUCACACAGAUGCACACACACAUACACAUACAACACAAAAGAGAGAACAAAAAAGCAAAAGGAGCUAGGAAAAAAACAAAACAAAACAAGUAGAGGUGUAUCAAAGAACUCAAGCUAUAACCAAAAAGAAAUCGUAAAAUGCCUUUGCUCGUUUCUCUACGCUGGACCAAAGCUCAAUAUUUGUAGGUAUAUGCACAUUGUAUAGAUAUGGCUAAAUGUUGCUGACAAUCUCGCAAUACUAAACUGUUCCUAUUUUAAGAAAAAAAAAAGAAAUACAAACUGUUCAUCAAUGUUUUACCUCAGCACUCUACUUGUACCCAGUUAAUGACCAAGCUUAAAAAAAAAUUGAGAUAAAGGAAAUUGAUUUUCAUUUCAAUGUUUGACUGUAAAAUCUGUUUGGAUAACAUUUUGUAAUGAGCUUUUUGUCAUGUGAUUUGCUUGUCUUCAACUUGAAAUUAUGUGAGGCACAUUUGUUUAUUUGUUGUUAAGAAAGUGAUUUUUUUUUUUUUUUGUCCUAUGUGCUGUGAUCUAGACUGGUCACCGGGGUCACUUAUGAGGCACCACAAAGAGAUCUGCUUCUCCGUGCCCGGAGCAGGCAGCAGGAGGGAGGGCAGGAAACAGGACUGGGUUGCUUUGGAAAAAUCAUCAUGACAAGAAGUUGACAUGAUAGACUUGUGACCAAGAAGCCAAACUGAAUAUUUAAAAGCUCCUUACUUGCUCUGACAUUGAAACCAAAGCUGAUUUUAUCUGCACAGGUUGCUUAAUAUUUAAAAAAAAAAAAAACUGUACUUAAUCUAGAGCAAUAUCUGUAUGGUCAGUAAAGCUGCACUUUGUGUAUUUCUUAACAGCUUCAGAUCUGUCACUUUUAAUUUGUACCAUAAAAAAUAAAUAAUUGUUUGACAUGA